Argiope bruennichi is the source of this 1804-nucleotide messenger RNA. Its product is annotated as dihydrolipoyl dehydrogenase, mitochondrial-like. The transcript has 14 exons. Lineage: Eukaryota; Metazoa; Arthropoda; Arachnida; Araneae; Araneidae. Gene Ontology annotation, molecular function: dihydrolipoyl dehydrogenase (NADH) activity; flavin adenine dinucleotide binding. Bases 92 to 1618 code for a protein of 508 amino acids. Gene Ontology annotation, cellular component: oxoglutarate dehydrogenase complex; mitochondrion. The record is from RefSeq and is a predicted model, not a curated record.
UAAUUGUGCUAAAUUAUGAAAUAAUUGGCAACGGUGUGAAUUGUAGUAAAGUUGUCCUUCAUUCGUGUGUGCAGCUGCAUAGUUAUUGAAAAUGCAGGCCGCCGGGAUUUGUGCAAAAUUCAGCCCAAUAUAUCGGGGUUCAUUAAUUUCACACAAGUACUUAGCAACUUUAAGAGAUCUUCAAAUAAGAACUUUCGCCAGUGAUUCAUCAGAAUUUGACCUGGUGGUUAUUGGAUCUGGUCCCGGAGGCUAUGUGGCUGCCAUAAAAGCUUCUCAAUUAGGUUUAAAGACUGCCUGUGUUGAAAAAAAUGCCACUCUAGGCGGAACAUGCCUGAAUGUUGGUUGUAUCCCUUCAAAAGCUUUGCUACAUAACUCGCAUCUCUAUCAUGUGGCCCUUCACGAAAUGAAAAACAGAGGCAUUGACUGUGAUGGUGUUAAACUUAAUUUAAGCAAAAUGAUGGAACAAAAAAGUACAGCUGUAAAAUCUCUAACAUCAGGAAUUGCUCAUCUUUUUAAGCAAAAUAAAGUUGCUCAUUACAGAGGGCAUGGUAAGAUCACUGGUAAAAAUCAAGUUACAUCCGUUAAAGAAGAUGGGUCUACUGAUGUUAUACAAACCAAGAAUAUUUUAAUUGCUACAGGGUCUGAAGUCACACCAUUUCCUGGGAUUGAGGUCGAUGAAAAAACAAUAGUGUCUUCUACAGGUGCUUUAUCAUUGGAAAAAGUUCCUGAGAAAAUGGUUCUAAUUGGUGCUGGAGUCAUUGGAUUAGAACUGGGAUCUGUUUGGAGUCGUCUUGGUGCCCAAGUAACUGCAGUUGAGUUUUUAUCUAAUAUUGGUGGUGUUGGAAUCGAUCUAGAAGUAGCUAAAAAUUUUCAACGAAUUUUAACCAAACAGGGUUUGAAAUUUAAAUUGGAUACUAAAGUUACAUCAGCCAGCAAAAGUGGUGAUAAAAUUAAUGUUAAUAUUGAAUCUGCUAAAGAUCCAAGCAAAAAAGAAGAGCUGGAGUGCGAUGUUCUUCUAGUAUGUGUAGGCCGUCGACCUUACACAUCAAAUCUAGGUCUCAAAGAAAUUGGUGUUAAAAAAGACGAACGAGGAAGAAUUAUUGUUAAUGAACGUUUCCAAUCUAGUGUUCCAAACAUUUAUGCUAUUGGUGAUUGUAUACCUGGUCCUAUGCUUGCUCAUAAAGCUGAAGAUGAAGGUAUCAUUUGUGUGGAAGGUAUAACAGGAGCUGCAGUUCAUAUAGAUUACAAUUGUGUUCCAUCUGUUAUUUACACUCAUCCAGAAGUAUCUUGGAUUGGCAAGAAUGAAGAAGAGCUAAAGAAAGAAGGAGUACAGUAUAAAGUUGGGAAGUUCCCAAUGGUUGCAAAUAGUCGAGCCAAAACGAAUGCUGAAACGGAUGGUUUUGUCAAAAUUUUAUCAGACAAGGCAACUGACAAAAUUUUAGGAUGUCAUAUGAUAUGUUGGGGAGCUGGAGAACUGAUCAAUGAAGCUGCCCUUGCAAUGGAAUAUGGUGCAAGUUCUGAAGAUAUUGCUCGUGUUUGCCAUGCUCACCCAACUGUCUCUGAAGCCUUCAGAGAAGCAAAUCUAUCAGCAUAUUUUGGACGACCUAUAAACUUUUAAGAAAAUUUUAUAAUAUGUGGCUGAAACUAAUUCCAAGGACAUAUUCUACAUUUAAUGUGUAUAAAGAACAUAUAGAAGUGAGCAUUUCGGUCCCAAGAACCUCUUUUAUUAAGUGAAGUUCAUAGAGGCUAAAAAAUUUAUUGUACAAAGAUUAUAACAUGUGUGCAAAUAAAUGUGUUCGUUAUA